CGCCCUUUCUCUCCGCCGCCGCGCCCGUGGGGAGCAGCUGCGGCCGGCAGGGCCGCCGGGACCCGCCCCGCCUGCUCGGGGCCGGGCACCUGCUCCGGGCCCGGCGGCUCCGGGAGUGGCUCGGCUCGGCUCUGCGGGCGCUUCAAGAAAUUCAUAUAAACACGAGAGAGAAGAUGACAAGGUCUAGAUCAAGAUCACCACGAUGGAAACAAAGGUCCUUAUCUCCAGCAUUUAGGAGUCCAGAACACCAUAGGCAAAGGCAUGCUCAUAUUAAUUAUGACUGUGAAUAUAAAAGUUUUCGUAAGGACCCAAAGAAGCCUAUGCCUUGGAGAACAGAUGAUGAAAAAUACGGACAAAGCAAUUCUAGAUUUGCACCUCAUGGAAAUAACCACCAGAGAAUAUAUGAACGUAGAUCACCUUCGCCAAACCUGAAGAGAAUUCUCAUGGAAGAUGCUUAUGGUCAUAAACCCUACAGAACACAUUCAUCAGAAAGAACUGAAGGCAAUAGGAGAUGCCCGUUACCACCAAAAUACUCGGAAAUGCCAUAUAAAGAGCAUGAUCGGCCAUUUUACCACCACAGAACAGAAGAUAGGUACAUGUUUGAUCACUACAAAGUCGCUGGAAACGAAAAAGGAAUGAAACCUUUUCAUAGACCAUUAGGGGCUCCAUAUAAACUUGAAAGAAAAUGGCAUGAAGAUGACUUGAGGCACCAGAGGUUACAUGAAGAGAAGUAUGUUCAGUCACCCAGAAGAGUGUCUGAUGAAUUUACGUCAAGGAGCUCUUUACAGAAGAGGUAUCCUGAAGAUCACGAUUACAGAGAAUAUGGGCACGCGUCUAAAAGGGCUAAGGAAAUGGAGAGGUAUGACGGUGGAGAAGUAGCACGAAAUUCCAAGUGGAAGCAAGAACGUUCUUUUUCACCCUACCAAGAAAAGGAGGAGCAAAGAAAUCUGGGUGCCCAGUCUCACCGGUCGGCCGAAAGGGAGUACUCGGAGGGUUCUGUCACAAAGAUAGCCUAUGAAUACAGUCACAAACGACGCAGGCAUCCAGAUGGGGAAAAGUCUUUCUCAGAUGAUAGAGCUCAGAAGUAUGUGAAGCAGGAAGACCAGAAAUACGGUUCUUCUAAGGGUGCCCGGAAUAGCAAAGAGCUAGAUUACUUUAGUGGUGGAAGAGCGAGACAGACUGAAGAAGGAGGGCAUGUUGAAGUACCUGUUAAAUAUAGUUCAAAGAAGGGCUGCAAUGCAUGCAUUAACUCUUCCAAGAUGGAUGUUGAUCUGAGAUCCUUUAAAAACAAGCAGAAGGAAAGAGUAAGGAAAGAAGGGGAACUCAGGAGUAAAGUAGAUUCCUCCAGUAGCCAGCAUGAUUCAAGUCAUACUGUUUCAGAUGUGAAAAUGUCAGAUGUCAACUGUAGGAGGGAGCAUCUCACAAUCAAAGUGGAUAUGAAGAAAAUGGUGACCAAGUACAGGGCUGCUUCUAGUCAUACUACAGAGAGACAGAUGUCACACGAUCUGGUUGCUAUUGGCAGGAAAAAUGAGAACUUUCACCCGGUGUUUGAGCACAUGGAAUCUGUAACACGCAAUGUUGAAAACGACCCAUCAAGAGAAUUUACUCAGGAAAUAAUCACAAUUAUCCAUCAAAUUAAAGCAAAUUAUUUCACAUCUUCUGACAUAACUCUGCAUGAACGGUUCUCAAAAAUUCAGGAUAAACCAAUUCCAAAUACGAAUGAAGCUAAAAUAAGUUUGGAUCCAGAAAUUCACAGGAGGAUUGACAUGUCUCUAGCAGAACUUCAGAACAAGCGAACUGUACCAUCGGAAUCUCCUCAGAACAUUAUGAGAGUUUUAGAAGAUCCAAAUGAUCUACGGCAUGAUAUAGAAAGGAGAAGAAAAGAGAGAUUGAAGAAUGAAGAUGAGAGAAUGUUUCAUGUAGAUGGUGCGGCUCCAAGGAAUCAGCAAAGCUGCAGUCUUUCAAAAUUACAAAACUCUCAACUUGAUGGCUUCCAAAAGCCUAUGAGGUUCAUUAAACCACCUUUCAGGAAAUUUAUUGGGAAAUCUCACCUGAAUUCUUACUAUUCUUCAAAAACAAGUGAUACUUUCCCUCAUAGACGCAUUAGAGGACACCUUGAAAAUACAGGACCCAUCAGAAGACACUUUAAGAGCAACUUUGCAGAUGGUCGUUUGCAAUCCCAUUAUAAAUCAGGCUUAGUACAGAAGGGUUUAUAUAUUCAAGCUAAGUACCAGCGGUUACGUUCUGUUGGUGUAAGGGGAUUUACCACUAAUAAAUUCAGAGAUGGAUUUUUGAGGAAAGAAAAGGGAAGUUUAAAUAUUGGGACAGAAACCUGAACUGAGCUCUGAUCCUGAAGUUGAAACACAUAACACAGCAAAGGGAACACCUGUUCAUUUUUUGCAACUUUGUCAAGACCUAAAAUAGGAUAAAGGAACUAACCCUGUAACUUUCUUGAUUAAAAAUAACUUUAUUUUUCAGUAGUGGAAUGCUGCGGAACUUUUUUUACAGUUUUAAUAAUUGCUUUUAAAUUACAGUAUUUGAAUGAAACAUUGUAAUAUGUACCUUUAGUUCCUUUUGCAUACCAGUCUCAAGUAAAGAAGUCAUUGAAGGGAGUCUUUAUUUAUUGAAUACCUUUUCUUCUAAGCAUGAUGUUACAGAUGGAACUUGAGUUGUUAUACCCAGAAGUUUAUAUGUUGGAAGUUUAUUGCUUAUGUAAUAAAAGAAAAAGGAGAAAAAAAGUGCCUGAAUUGUUUGGUAAUAGCACAUUAGCUCAGGAUUUUCCAAGUAAUGACCUUUUAGGUUGUGCAAUAGAUCUUACACCUCUGUUCAGUCAUUUCCGUAAAACAGUAUUUUGUAUUACUUCAUUUUAAUUUAGUAAUAUUCUUGGCUUUCUGAUGUGUAUAUACACUUGUAAAUUGAUAGGAUGUUGAGACAGUUUUCAGUAUUUGAUUAAAAUGAACGAACAGGCAGGUAUGUAAUGUACUGUAGCAGUAGCUUAUAACUGCACUGAAAGCAUGCUUGGGUUUGUUAGAGGAUUAUUUGGUCCGUAUUCAAAGUUAUUCUGUCUCAUUAUAUUUUUCUGUGUGACAUUCUUAACCAAGCCACAUGUUUUCUAAUCUUUUUUUUUGUCAUAAAUGAUUUGGUGGUUUCCUGGAUUCUGAAAUUGGGGCCUGAAGUGUUUAGUUGUAAGAAGGAAAAAAAAAAAGGGCAAAAAAUGUAAGUUUUUAUAAGCAUGUAUUCUAACAAAGCUGUUCAUAAUUGAAACUGCUUUAAAUGCAGAUAGUUUAUAACUUUGUCUAAAAUCCCAGUAAUUCUCUGGGUCACCAUACUUCAGAGAAGAACACAUUGUUACGCUGUACGCAGAACUCAAAUAGCUUGACAUGUUUUUAUAAGCAACUAUAAACAAUAUUGUGCUUAUUUCCUGUUUAUAGCUUUUGCCUUAAUAUAUAGUGUAUAGUAGGGUUUUGUCUCUGUAUUACAGAUUUAAGACUUCUUAUUCCAGGUAAAUUAAAGAUGCAUAACAAGUAGUUUUCAAAGAUGAUGUUCUUAUUUGUUUUAAGAAACAUUUUUUUCAUAAUUUCUAAGAGUGUUAGCCAUAGAGAAUGCAGGCUAAUCUCUGUUGUGGGUAACUGAUCAGAACUCUGGUAGUGGGUAGAGGUAAGUGCAGAGAUAAGAAAAUUUGGUUUUGGUGGAAAGUCAGGAUGUGAUUAUUUUUUUUGCAUGCUUUUGUCAUAUUUUUUUUCAAAAUACCAUCAGUAGAGAGACUGUCUAUUGGAACUGUAAGUAUGGCUCAGAACAGCUAAAAUAGCGUCACUUAAUCUUCAGUUCAUGGGGUGUACUGCUUAGUUUUCAUAGGAAAUAAGUAGGCAGGAAGUGUGCCAGAUUCAUUGAUUUUCAUGGUGAUUCAACAAUAACACCAGAUGGCUUAAGUUUCUAAAACCCAAGUUUUCAACUGAAGUAAUUACUAAAUGAUUCAACCAGUUUUUCAGUAACUUUUUCCCAUACAUACGCAAGAUGGGAAGCUAAAGGAAGGAGAUUCCCUGGUCAAAUGCAGCUAAUGUUCUGCAGUUAAGAAAUUAUGCUGUUGGUGAUGAAUCUGGCAAAAUUUCUCUGUGUAGAUUUACUGGGAGGUGGAAAUAAGGAAUUGAAACAACAGAUUGAGUCAACACAAAGUGAAUGUGGAGUAGCCAUGGUUAAGCGAUCUGCUGUCAGAGGAGCAUUGCGUGUGCCCCUGCAGGUUGGGGCAGGUUCUUCCUAAAGCCCACAGGCUCUGUUAUAUUGCUCCUGAAUGUGCUAAAGCAUUGUAAAACACAGGUGAAACCAUACAUGAUAUAGGACAAACUACUGAUUGUCUCACUCAACAGGAUAUUACUGUUUCUGUAAGCUUCCUGCAGUGUUCGUAUUAAAGCUUGGAAGAAAACUCACUGUUGAGGAAAUGAGAAAAGAUACGUGAAGAAACUUCUGACAUGCCAGUGUUGCUAAUGUUGCGUGGAAGUAACUGAAGUAGUCGGACUUCAGCCAAUUAAUGCUGCUCUUUCAUUUUAUUUUUAUUGAAAAGCAGCUUUAAAAAUGUGAAUGGCUCCUGAUUGUGUGCUUUAUUUUACUUGUGCACAAUUAGUUUUACUACAGUUUUAUUACCUUCACAGUUUAGCUUAAUUAUUAUUUCUGUAAAUGUGAGCAAUGUAUUACAGACAUGGUAUUUUGGGCAAGUUUACUGACACCCCUCCCCUUCCCCAGCCCACCGCUGGUUCCAAGAUGAAUGCCAUAUGAUGAAAUGUAGUCCCCAUUGCAGUUGCUUUAGCUUUUUUGUGAGGAGAUUCCAUCUGCUCCAAUCACAUUCUUUACCGAUAACAUUGCUUUACUAAUUCAGGAUUUUGUCAUGACAAAACUUCCUAUUUUACAUAAAUUUCAUACAGAAAAUUAAUUCUGUGAUUGAGUUAAGCGGUAGAGGCAGCUGAACUAUCUAGUCAGUCUAGUGUGUGACUUACUCUGCUUUGUAUCUUCUUUAAUUGCAGACUUAUGUCUCUAUACUCAUACACAAAUCAGCCCAUUUAUUUUUUCAGCCCAGGGAAGUUCUAAGAAAAUUUUAAGGAUAUAGAGUGUUUGAUUGAGAACAAUAUAUUGAAGUUACUGAUGGCUCAUGAAGACUCGAGAUGAGAAAACUAGUGUUAAGCAGAAGAAAGGUCAGUUUACUUGAAUAACUUUGUGCCUUUCUAUAUUGUGACUGCAUUGUAUAAAAUGCCCUCUGUACAAAGACUUAAGUAAGAUUCUAAUUGUUGCAUUGUUUCUAACAGGAGCAUGGACUUGAGUACAGUUGUUUAAUAUAACUGCUUACUUUAAGUAUGUGGGUAAUCCUCAGCUCCAAAGGAAAACAGUGUUCCUUGUAUUAGUAAAGCCUGUCACUGCAUUUGCAUUGAAAGGGCAAGUUAAGAAUGUGAUUGUCUAAGAGCUAGUUAGCUUUUCUGUUUUAUACUUCUGUAAAUGUGAAUUGCCUUUCUGUUAAUCAACUUGAAAUGACUGCUAAAUGCUUGUUGUUCAUAUGUGAACAAUGCAGUUGUUCAUGCUAUCCAAAAUGCAGUCGUUUAAUAGAGUCUUCCUUAAGUGUCUGAAGUAAUAAGUAGUGAUGUUAGCACUGACAUUGCUGAUCAGUUUAUUCUCUACAUUGAUUAAUUGAUUGGGUUAGAAUCCUCAUCUUAUGAUUCUAAGCUUUUUUAAUGUAAUGAUCAAGUUCACAGGGUUAACAGAAUUCUGGGGCUAGUAAGAAGCAACACAUUUGCAAGGUAUAUACAAGUCUGCCUUAACUCUAAUAGUGACUUAAAUGUUUCAAGUCACCUUACCUGAUGAAUUUAGAUGGUCUUGAGACCUCAGCAUGACUAUCUCCACUCAGGUAACUAAUAGCAGGGGGUGGGAGUAAAUCCAGCUGAUAGCCAGUUGUCUGGCUAUCUGAACCUGCUGCCUUCUGUCCCACGGCCUCGGUAUGAAAUGCUGAAUUUUCUUUAUAUGAACUUGCUUCAAAAAAACAAAACAAGAUUACACUUCUGGGCAUUACGAAAGGCAGGGUUUUCAAAAGUGCUUUUUGUGCUUUAGAAAGUCAUUUUUCUGUCAUGUCUUAGAAAUUGAUAGAGUUGCUUGGAGAAGGUGAUUAAAGAUUAUAGCAAAGAUUAAGCUAUGGAGACUUGAUUUCUCAGUAGUCACUUCAGAAGACUGUAAACAGAGGGAGAUUUUCAACUUCCUUGCUCUCUGAAGAAAUCUCUUCCCGUACACUGUAGAAACAUGCCUGUUGCCUUUCUUUAAGCAUCUGAACAGCCAUCUGCAAAGUUCACUACAGGAGAGCUCUCUGAAAGAAGGACUUCAGGCUUGCAUCCUAAUGAAUCUGCCAGAAUUGGAUGUUUCUGCACAUAUCUGGCCCUUGACAGACUUCGUUCCCCUGCUGCAGGAUUUGAAGAUCGAAGGCCCCCUUUACAAAGGGGGAGAUACAAUAAAAAGCCAUUUCGAGAUCUUUGAAAGCCUACUUGUAACACUUGGCUCCCUUGACAUCAAGGACAGCAAUGAACACUUAGAUGAGUUCAUUGAGAUGAGAUGUUUCGUGCUUGGUGACCAUACAUUUUCAGUGUUAAGGUUUGAGAAAACCAUUGUCAUGACAUCUGCCCCUUCUUUUUCCCCUUCCUUGCCCCAGUAGUUUUUGUUGGUGGAGGGUUUUUUGAGUAGGCAUUUAGAUGUGGUUUAAUAGUUUUAUGCUGCCUACCACUUUAACGUGGUUUUCUUCUGUUCACUGCUCUGAAUUUUGUCUAAAUCUCAUGUUGUCUUUUUAAUAUUUCAUUUUCUGUAAAUAAUGCAGUAGGUGGCUUUUAUUUUGUGACUGGCUCCUCUUAUGUUUUUAUUGUUGAAGGAAGAGACAGGGUGGAAACAGUUGUUUUUAGUACACUCUUCAUGGAAUAAAAAAAAAGUCUCAUUGUUUUGUUUUAAGAAUAGCAGGACUGUUUUUUUUAACAAUUGAAUGAGGAUGUGGGCUAAUGUCCAUUUCUAAGAAAUAUAUUAAUAUUCACCUUAUUUAUUCUGUAGUUUCCCCUUCCACAAGGAUCCUCUGAGUGUAUGUGCACAUGUAUGUACAUACGCAUACACAACAUGAUUAGAAACCUUUCAUGUAAUUAUUUCUAAAUGUGGAUGAAAAGUAACAUUUUAAAACUACUGAAGAUGGAGUUAAAUGCAAAAGCGUAAGUCUGUAGUCUUUGGAGUCCACAAUGGUGCUUUUGACAAUGUUAUCCCAUACCUGAAAGUCUCACGUUAAUAAGUAUAUAUUAAGAUGUAGGUAUGUUUAUAUGUAUGUUUAACAUAGUUUCUAUAAAAUCAAUGUAAAUUUUGUUUCUACAGACAAUAAAUGUUGUAACAAGAUUUUUACUUAUAAAUACAUUCAAUGAUUUG
Cygnus atratus (black swan) is the source of this 7422-nucleotide messenger RNA. RefSeq names its product BCLAF1 and THRAP3 family member 3 (gene BCLAF3). The transcript has 12 exons. NCBI's taxonomy places the organism in Eukaryota, Metazoa, Chordata, Aves, Anseriformes, Anatidae. Bases 174 to 2336 code for a protein of 720 amino acids. Gene Ontology annotation, biological process: positive regulation of transcription by RNA polymerase II. Gene Ontology annotation, cellular component: mediator complex. The record is from RefSeq and is a predicted model, not a curated record. Gene Ontology annotation, molecular function: transcription coregulator activity; DNA binding.